AUGCCAUGGGAAACCUUCAUACCGCUCGGUCUUUUGACUGUGAUGUUUGGAGCUUCCGGAACCCUUCUGAACGCCGCUCGCAGAUUUCAAAAUGAUGGAAAGCCUCCGGAUUACUGUCUCGACAAGUGGGAUGAAAUGAUGCAAGAGAGAAACCAGCGGUUGACAGGCAGCCUUCGUGGCCAAUGUGCGGAGGAAAAAGCUCCCCUCACAUUUCAAACGAGUUCCGCCUGGCCAGUGGAAAAGGUCGCAUGA
Puccinia triticina is the source of this 252-nucleotide messenger RNA. RefSeq lists its product as uncharacterized. The record is from RefSeq and is a predicted model, not a curated record. Bases 1 to 252 code for a protein of 83 amino acids. The transcript has 4 exons. NCBI's taxonomy places the organism in Eukaryota, Fungi, Basidiomycota, Pucciniomycetes, Pucciniales, Pucciniaceae.